CUUUGCUCGUGGAGGAACCCGGCAAGAUGAAGUACAGCGGCCUCUACUUCAUCUCCAACCCCUCUACCACCGUCGAAGCCGCCCUCGCCACAGUCAGCAGCCUCACGCAGGCCAUCGAGACGAGCUUUCAGACGGCCACGCGCCAGUCGCCAUGGUCGCUGUCGUACCGCUCGUUCCGCGAUACCGUUCCGCCCGGCCACCAGCCGCCCACGGGCGCAGACGGUAAACCACAGCCGUACGCGCAUUCGUACCAGCACCUGCUGCACCUGUCGACCCUCGCCGCGAGCCGCACAUAUAUCUAUGCGCAGCCCGUCGCAUAUCCCGCGACCAUUGUGUCGAUACCGCUGCGCCAACAGGACUCGCAUGCCUCGAUGCUCAGGAACCAGUCUUCGGCGCUGUGGACACAGAGACACGUGCUUGCCGUGCGCGAGGGCUCGUCGUAUACCGGUGGGCUUUGCACAAUACAGAUUGGCGAGCUGCGUGCGACGCGCGAAGGGCCCCAGUCUGGCGCUGCGUCGUCUCCAGGCAUAGUGCUGUGCAUCACUGUCGCGGUUGGCGCAGAGGCCGCAGACGAUGGUGGCGCGGACUCGGGGUACACAUCUACGGACAACGGAGCGGCUAUGCAGGUCGACGAGGAAGACGUCGAUUUUGAGCAUGCGCAGGCUGUGAUACGCGAUUGCUGGAAUACCAUCAAAGAGGGCAAGGAUUUGGGGCGCUCCGAAGUUCGAGAGUUUAUGAUGGCGCCCGCGGCUUUGGCCAAGAAGGGCCAGGAACGUGACGAGGCUGUGCGCAUGUGGUGCGAGGCUCUUAGGUUGCGUGGAUGAAGUGUCUGAAUGCAUUGUUGAAUGACCUCGUCGUUACGCCCAUGUCACAAUCAAAUACAUCGCCUUGUGGUGGAACAUCCUCGAGUGCGCGCGCUGCGUACACCAUACCCAGCCACCGUCAUUGUUGGCUCUUGGCAGUCUCGAAUGCGGCGCUCCAAUACGAGUACAAAGACUUCCCAUGCCCAAGCCGAGAAAUCAACUGCACCAGGAUAUGCUUGGUUAUGGCCUGUCUCUGACGUCGUGCUCGUCAACAUGGAAUACACUCAUCACCUGACUGCUCAUGGUCUCACCCAACACAUACUUCCAUAGUCACCCUCACAACAUAGACAUUGCACACAUCAUGGCUUUUAGACAAAUUCAAUUGAC
This is a messenger RNA of Exserohilum turcica Et28A, 1190 nucleotides long. RefSeq lists its product as uncharacterized. The record is from RefSeq and is a predicted model, not a curated record. Gene Ontology annotation, biological process: regulation of transcription by RNA polymerase II. NCBI's taxonomy places the organism in Eukaryota, Fungi, Ascomycota, Dothideomycetes, Pleosporales, Pleosporaceae. Gene Ontology annotation, molecular function: transcription coregulator activity. The transcript has 2 exons. Gene Ontology annotation, cellular component: mediator complex. The coding region runs from base 27 to 824 and encodes 265 amino acids.